GGUGUUAUGAUCUACAUUGACCGAAUAGAAGUUGUGAAUAAAUUGGCACAAUACGCAGUGUACGAUAUUGUGAGAAACUAUACUGCAGACUAUGAUAAGACUUUGAUCUUCAAUAAGAUUCAUCAUGAGCUGAAUCAGUUCUGCAGCGCCCAUACCCUGCAGGAAGUAUACAUUGAGCUGUUUGAUCAGAUAGAUGAGAAUCUGAAGUUGGCUCUGCAGAAGGAUCUCAAUGUCAUGGCACCAGGUCUCACUAUCCAGGCUGUGCGUGUUACAAAACCCAAAAUCCCAGAAGCCAUCCGAAGAAACUUUGAGUUAAUGGAGGCUGAGAAGACCAAGCUGCUGAUUGCAGCCCAGAAGCAGAAGGUAGUAGAGAAGGAGGCAGAGACAGACCGGAAAAAAGCACUCAUUGAGGCAGAGAAGGCUGCUCAGGUGGCCAGGAUUCACUAUCAACAGAAGAUUAUGGAGAAGGAAACGGAGAAGCGAAUUUCUGAGAUUGAAGAUGCUGCAUUCCUUGCAAGAGAGAAAGCAAAAGCUGAUGCGGAGUACUACACUGCUCAGAAACUGGCUGAUUCCAACAAGCUGAAACUUACCCCCGAGUAUCUGGAACUAAUGAAAUACCAAGCGAUAGCUGCAAACAGCAAGCUGUAUUUUGGUGACCGCAUCCCCAACGUGUUUCUGGAUUCCUGUGCCUUCCAGCAAGCCAAUCUGAGGACUGCCCAAGAAACCAGCCUUCCUUCACAGAAGGCCCCAGAGACCUCUGGAGAAAGCCACCUCAGAGCAAAGGAAAGCACUGGCUGACAGAGGUAGAAAGACACCCGGUGUAGCUCAACAGCUAGCCCAGCUCUUAGCAGGGAUGUUGUCCUGUGCUGGUGGGGCGGAUACAGCGCAUGCGUGGACAUCCUAUGUAUAGGUGGCAGUUGGGUUGAUUUUCUUCUAGCAACACAUUGCAAGUGCUCUGCCUCUUCCAUUUCUUCCUCUAUUAAAUUGGUGCUUCCAAAUGAGGGAUAAUCCUGUACUAACAUACCUAUACUGGAAUAUUAAAAGACAGACACCAGGAAAGCC
Messenger RNA from Antrostomus carolinensis (chuck-will's-widow), 1062 nucleotides. RefSeq names its product ER lipid raft associated 1 (gene ERLIN1). The record is from RefSeq and is a predicted model, not a curated record. Gene Ontology annotation, biological process: SREBP signaling pathway. NCBI's taxonomy places the organism in Eukaryota, Metazoa, Chordata, Aves, Caprimulgiformes, Caprimulgidae. The transcript has 8 exons. Gene Ontology annotation, molecular function: cholesterol binding; ubiquitin protein ligase binding. Bases 7 to 798 code for a protein of 263 amino acids. Gene Ontology annotation, cellular component: endoplasmic reticulum; endoplasmic reticulum membrane.